This is a messenger RNA of Closterium sp. NIES-67, 259 nucleotides long. The record is from the annotation of a GenBank genome assembly. Lineage: Eukaryota; Viridiplantae; Streptophyta; Zygnematophyceae; Desmidiales; Closteriaceae.
AGUUAUGCCCUUUGGGCUCACGAACGCCCCGACGACUUUCCAAAUGACCAUGAACCAAAAUUUCAGUUUGCUCGUAGAUAAGUGUGUUAUAGUUUACCCAAACGACAUCCUAAUUUGCAGCGAGACCCAGAAGCAACACUUAAAGGACCUCGAAUCAAUUUUCACGCUAAUGCAGGAGCAUCGGAAGCUCACAAAAGGGUCUACGUGCGAUUUCCUCAAGCGUAGAAUAUAAUUUUUAGGUCAUGUAAUUUCCGCUAAU